This is a messenger RNA of Dendrobium catenatum, 2153 nucleotides long. Its product is annotated as SCARECROW-LIKE protein 7-like. The transcript has a single exon. Gene Ontology annotation, molecular function: sequence-specific DNA binding; DNA-binding transcription factor activity. The record is from RefSeq and is a predicted model, not a curated record. Gene Ontology annotation, cellular component: nucleus. Gene Ontology annotation, biological process: regulation of DNA-templated transcription. Bases 332 to 2044 code for a protein of 570 amino acids. Lineage: Eukaryota; Viridiplantae; Streptophyta; Magnoliopsida; Asparagales; Orchidaceae.
UUAUUUAUUCCGUCGUCAUCUAUGUCCCUCUUAUUUUUAAUCUCUCAUUACUCGUCAUAAUCCCUCGACCUGCAGUUCGUUUAGCUAUCUCUAAGGCCUAAGGGCUUCUUCUGCUGCCGCGGCAAGCAGUGUAGUACAGUGCUUGUCUUCUCUGUGAAAACCAUCGUACCCCGUGCUGCUCAAUUCCUCCAAACUCUCACUUCACUCCUUCUCAUCAAUGCUGGCUUCGUCUCUCAAUGCCCAGCAGCUACAGGUCUUGGAUUAAAAAAGAAAAAGGAGGCUAAACGGGGCUACUUUACCAGAGAGACAGACAGAGGGGAUCGAGAAGAAGAUGGCUUACAUGUGCGCGGAUAGCGGCAAUCUCAUGGCUAUCGCCCAGCAAGUCAUCAAACAAAAGCAACAGCAACAGCAGCGCCAUCAGCAUCAGCAGCAGAAUCAGGAACCAGUCAUCCCUGCUAUUGAUGUAGCAUCCAGUGACGGCGACCCCUUUGCCGCCGUUCCGCCGCAGUGGGGAAACCAGCACCAGCAAACUCCACCCAUCCGAGAUCACUUCCCUUUCGCCAUGCCCGAACCCACUUUCCACGACCCCUUUGCCGCCGGUGUGCUCGGCUUCCCGCCGCAGACUCAUAUCGACCAUGCCCCCUUUCGAAUAUCUGAGUUUGACUCCGACGAAUGGAUGGAAAGCCUGAUAGGCGAAUCCCCGACCGAAAGCUCGGAAAUCAUGGCGGAUGUGUGGCAAGGGAGUGAUCUCCCUCCAAUCUUCCCGGAUGCUUUCGCAUCCUGCUCCACAGCCAUCAGCCUUCCAUCUCAGGCUUCCACUUCCGACCUCGACCGAGUCGUUUUCCCCGAUUCGCGCAAAAUCGUCGCACCUCACUCGCUCUCCUUCGAUCCGCCUCCGCCUCCUCAACCGAAGAAGGACGCAGUGGAUUCCAAAUCCCCUCCCCUGCUCUUCAAAUCCCUUCUCGAUUGUGCCCGAAUCAUCGAUACGGAGCCGGAUCAGGCCGCAAAAACCAUCGACCACAUCAGAGACCUUGCUUCAGAUCUUGGUGAUCCGACCGAGCGCGUCGCCUACUACUUCGCCGAAGCCUUAAACAGCCGCCUCACCGGCUGUUCGGCCCCUGAUUUCCGAGAAGAAGAAAUUGCGCUAUGCUACAGAGCCUUCAACGACGCUUGCCCUUACUCCAUGUUUGUUCAUUUGACGGCGAACCAGGCGAUCCUCGAAGCCACUGAAUCUGCGGAGAUAAUCCACAUCAUCGACUUCGGAAUCUCACAGGGUAUUCAGUGGGCCGCGUUACUCCAAGCACUUGCCACACGGCCCACCGGAAAACCCUCCCGGAUUCGGAUCUCCGGCAUCCCCGCAGCCUCCCUCGGCGGCUCUCCGGCGACAUCCCUUGCCGCCACCGGGAAUCGCCUUCUCGACUUCGCCCGACUCCUCGACCUGGAUUUCGAGUUCGAACCGGUGCUUCACCCGGUUCAAGAUCUGACCGCAGCCUCCUUCCGGGUCGAACCGGGAGAAGCCGUGGCCGUAAACUUCACGCUGCAACUAUACACAAUCCUAGGCGAUAGCGACGAGCCAGUGAACCGCGUAAUCCGGCUCGCGAAAUCGGUCCGGCCGAAAGUGGUGACUCUCGGUGAAUAUGAGUGUAGUCUGAAUCGAAUCGGGUUCGUGGAGCGGUUCGGGAACGCAUUGCGAUAUUUCGCGGCUGUGUUUGACUCGGUGGAGUCAUCGCGGGGCCGUGACUCGGACGAGCGGGCCCGGAUCGAGCGGGUCAUACUGGGUCCUCGGAUACUGUAUACGGUGGGCCCGGAGGACGGUCGACAACGAAGGAUGCGAAUGGAGGCAAAGGAAAAAUGGAGGGUAAUUAUGGAAGGUUGUGGAUUGGAAAUGGUUCCUCUAAGCAACUACGCGAUAAGUCAGGCGAAGCUUCUUUUGUGGAAUUACGAUUAUAGCCCCAAGUAUUCGUUAUUGGAUUCCUCCUCUACGGGUAUGCUCUCACUGGCUUGGGAGGAUUUGCCGCUCUUCACGGUUUCCUCAUGGCGUUGAUUGAAGUCUCUUCCAUAAGAAAAUGAAGUAUAAUGGCUUUGUUAAUUAUGCUUUUUUAUUAUGCUAUAAUCUUUUUUUUUUAAAAUCCAAAAUUAACAAAAUUCAAGUA